Scophthalmus maximus (turbot) is the source of this 4191-nucleotide messenger RNA. RefSeq names its product tubulin folding cofactor D (gene tbcd). Bases 493 to 4065 code for a protein of 1190 amino acids. Gene Ontology annotation, biological process: bicellular tight junction assembly; microtubule cytoskeleton organization; tubulin complex assembly. NCBI's taxonomy places the organism in Eukaryota, Metazoa, Chordata, Actinopteri, Pleuronectiformes, Scophthalmidae. Gene Ontology annotation, molecular function: GTPase activator activity; beta-tubulin binding. The record is from RefSeq and is a predicted model, not a curated record. The transcript is spliced from 39 exons. Gene Ontology annotation, cellular component: lateral plasma membrane.
CACACAGAACCGACAGCUAGAACAGAUCCGUGAGGAGAUAUUCGCUGAUUUUUUUCUUUUACGAAAAGUGUAUUGGAUUAAAAUCGCUUACUACCCGUUUAACUACCGAUACAUUUUUCUUUUCCACGGCAAUAGAAACACAUUCUGAGCUAUCUGUUGGCACUUCUCGCUCGCCGUACCGUACCGGGGAGGGGCGUGGAAGCAGACUACGCACUUGCGGGAGCAUCAAACAGCGAUAGGUAUUAAAUAGUACAUCUAUGGUAAUAAUGCCACGGUUUUGAGUAGUGAAAUCAUUUUCAGUUCGCGUGAAGUCAAUACGCACUAGAAUAAUUACCUGCCAAGGUUUCCAAGGCUCGUUCCAUCCACACUCGUUCUACUGUUUUGCUAACAUUAGCUAGCUAACUGGCCCACAACUUACAGUAUACCGCUGAGCGCUAACGUUCGUUAGCAUCCACAAGGGGACUCUUUGUGAGGUAAAGGGCUUUGCAAAAAAUGGCCUUGUCAGACGCAGACAGUGGCUGCUCUGGUGGCGAAGAUUUCGACAAUGUUGUCACAACUUGCCUCUUGGGCGGCUUCAGCGAGAGCGACGGAACCAGAGCUCUCAUCUCCAGCCUGCAGGAGGUCCACGGGGACACGAAGGCAACGGAGUCCACCACACACAGGUUCCUGGUGAUAAUGAACAGAUACCAAGAGCAGCCCCAUCUGUUGGACCCACAUCUAGAAUGGAUGUUGAACAUGAUACUGGAUGUUGUGAGAAGUGAGAAGUCUCCCUCUUCACUGGUUCACUUGUGCUUCAAGUUUCUCUACAUCAUCUCGAAGGUUAGAGGUCACAAAAUCUUCAUGCAGCUUUUCCCCCAUGAAGUUGCUGAUCUCAAGCCAGUUCUGGACUUGCUCUCCAGACAGGAUCCCAAAGACUCUGAGACUUGGGAAACUCGCUUCAUGCUAUUGUUGUGGCUGUCAAUGACGUGCCUCCUACCCUUUGACCUUUCUCGUAUGGAUGGACAUCUGGAAUCAGACGGUAGCAUGGCCAGGGAGCCAACUAUGGACCGCAUUUUAGCUAUUGUGAAGUCUUAUCUAGUCGUCACAGAUAGUCCCAGGAAUGCUGCACCUCUACUGGUAUCAAAGUUCAUGACACGCCCCGAUGUGACACAGAAGCAUCUCGGAGCCUUUUUGGACUGGAGCCUCGCCACUAUAUCCCAGUGCAAUGACCAGUUACUCAUAGACAUUGUUGUGCUGGAUGGUACUCUGCAGUCUCUGGCAACGAUUUUCAAACAUGGAAAACGAGGUGACCUCCUACAGUACGCUCCUAAAAUUCUGCAGUGUCUGGAGCAGAAACAUCUGUCAGAGAGCAACCAAGCCAUGCUGAGGAAGCUUGGUGUCAAACUCAUCCAGAGACUUGGCCUCACCUUCCUGAAGCCACGUUUGGCUGCUUGGCGGUACCAGAGAGGCAGCCGCUCCCUCGCCGCAAACCUUUCCGUGUCCCAGUCGGCUACAGCUGCUGAUGCUCCGACUCCUCGUGCGGAACAGGAGGAGGACUAUGAUAUACCUGAAGAAGUAGAGACAGUUAUUGAGAAUCUGCUGGUGGGACUAAAAGAUAAGGAAACCAUUGUGCGCUGGUCCGCGGCAAAGGGCAUUGGUAGGUUGGCUGGGAGGCUUCCCAAGGAGCUGGCUGAUGAGGUGGUCGAAUCGUUGCUCGACUGCUUCAGCUUCCAGGAAACCGACAAUGCUUGGCACGGAGGCUGCCUGGCAUUGGCAGAACUGGGUAGAAGAGGCCUGCUGCUGCCUUCCAGAUUGCCAGAUGUUGUGCCACUCAUCAUCAAGUCCCUGACCUAUGAGGAAAAGAGGGGAGCAUGCAGCGUUGGUUCCAAUGUGCGUGACGCCGCCUGCUACGUGUGCUGGUCUUUCGCCAGGGCUUAUGAGCCCAAAGAGCUCAAACCGUUCGUCACUGAGAUUGCCAGUGCUUUGCUGAUCACUGCUGUGUUUGAUCGAAACAUCAACUGCCGCCGAGCCGCCUCUGCUGCCUUCCAGGAGAAUGUCGGCAGACAGGGAACUUUUCCUCAUGGUAUUAACAUUUUAACCGCAGCCGACUACUAUACUGUCGGGAGUGUCAACAACUGCUAUCUGACCAUCAGUGUUUACAUCGCUAGUUUCCCAGAGUACACCGGUGCCAUGAUAGAUCAUUUAAUUGCCAUGAAGAUCAACCACUGGGAUGGUGUGAUUCGGGAGCUUGCUAGUAAAGCGCUUCACAACCUGACGCCUCAAGCCCCUGAUUAUAUGGCAACAACAGUUCUGCCGAAGUUGUUGUCCCUGGCGGUGGGUAUCGACCUCCACAGUCGCCAUGGCGCCAUCCUGGCCUGUGCAGAGAUCAUACAUGCUCUGUACAAACAUGGCCUUCAGACUGACAGGACCGUGGUGGACAUGAUUCCUUCAGAAUGUGUGGAUGCACUAAAAAACAUUCACCAAACGCUACACAACAGAAAACAGUACAGGGGUUUUGGUGGAGAACUAAUGAGGCCAGCAAUGUGCGUCCUCAUAGAAAAGCUGUCCCUGUCCAAAAUGCCUUUUAAAAAUGACGCCGUAAUUGUUGACUGGCAGUGGCUUAUUGAUGACACCAUACAAAAUCCUUAUCAUAUGUCUAGUGGAGCGAAGGAUGGCAUUAUGGUUGCAGUGGUAGCAGCCUUGUCCGCCUUGUGUGAGGAAUACUACAAGGACCAGGCAGGGCAGGCUGACCCACAAAUCCAAGAUGUCCUGGUAUCUCAGUACAUCGAGGGACUGAACAGUCAAAGGAUGCUCACUCGCUGUGGAUCUGCCCUGGCCCUCGGCUGUCUGCCAACAUUUAUGAUCCAUGGCAAACUGAAGCAGAUCUUUGAAGGCCUCCAGCAGAUGUGCGCUGUCAGCCAGAAAGAAGGGAGUUUUACUGAGGCGAGGAGAGAUGCAAUCAGAGCAAUUGCUCAACUGUGUUUGACGGUGGGCGUGUACCCCCACGGUUCCCCAGACUCUGCUCUCUGCUCAGAAAAUGUAUCCCAGGUGUACUGCACGCUGCUGGAAAGCAUGAAUGACUACACGACAGAUAGCCGAGGAGAUAUAGGCGCCUGGGUGAGAGAGGCCGCCAUGACCAGUCUGAUGGGUGUUACUGUACUGGUGGCCAGCGGUGCUCCAGAGAUCCUUUCGCCAGACAUCGUGAGUUCUAUGAUGUGCUGCCUGGCCAGGCAGGCGGCGGAGAAGAUUGACCGAUACAGAGCCCACGCAGGCAACAUCUUCCUGCACCUCCUCCAUAGCAUAGAGCCUUUGGUACCUCACAUCCCCCACCGGGAGGAGCUGGGGAACAUUUUUCCUGUUGAGACGACCACCAGUCUGAACUGGAGUGCUCCAUCCCAAGCUUUCUCAUACAUCACCCAGCUGCUUGGACUUCCUGAGUACCGGUACCACACCCUGCUCGGCCUCACCGUGUCUGUGGGCGGGAUCACCGAGUCCACAGUGAAUUUCUCCUCCCAGUCGUUGAAUGACUAUCUGACAAAGAUCCAGGACAAUGAUGUUGCUCUGGCAGAGUUUGGAGACACUUUGCUGUCCAUCUUCAGAGACAAUCUCCACAAUGACAGGGUGAUUAUUCCUUUACUUAAGAUGCUCAGUCAGAUGCUGACUAACUUCGAUAUCUUCACCAACCAAGAGAAUCGUCAGUUCUGUGUGGAUAUUUUGGCUCUUUGCAAAGAGUGCAAGAAGUCCAAAGAUAUUUUGAAACUGCGCACCUGUACAGCCGUCUUCUGCGGGUUGUUCCAGUUCCAGGGCGAUGUGAGAAAGAGCGCUCUGUCCCAGCUGCUGAUGCUGCUCGGCCAUUCCUUCCCUGUGGUGAGAAAGAACACAGCCAGCCUGAUGUAUGAGAUGCUGGUGACCUGCGACGAUUUCACUGAUCCAGAGGUGCUAGAUGAUGUCAUGACCCUGCUGAGUGAUACUAAUUGGGAGAGCGACCUCGCCACAGUGCGGCCUCUCAGGAAUCAGCUGUGUGACUGGUUGGGAGUCCCCAGGCCCCAGCCGAUCGCCAUGCAAAACCGUGUCCAGGUCCCCUGAUGACCUGCGUCUGUGAAAACCAGCAAGAAUUAACGUAGGUGGACAAACUCCUGUAGAAAACUAUGAAAGGACCAAGAAUGCUGCCCUCCUGAGAAAACCAUGACAAUAAAUGGAUGAAAACACAAA